AUGGGAACAGUGCCUCAGCAGCCUCGGCACACACUGCUGGAGCAUAAAGCCAAGCUGACAGACGCACAGCCGCUCACCAGACGGACCGUACGAGCUGCCGUGGAAGAGGCGGAGGAGGAAGAAAAGGAAGAAGAAGAUCGAAGAGUAAAAACUUCCCAAGGAAAAAAAUUAUUUUUCCAAGGCAGCCAGAAGAUGUCCGUGGCAGUGAAGAAAGGAAUAAGUGCUAAGGCCGAGACCAGAAAAUGCGCAGCGCGUUUCUGGAGGCUCUUUCCUCACCUUUUGCUGUGUCUGUCUCUGGUGGCAUACGCAGCGCUGGGUGCACUCAUGUUCCAGCAGAUUGAAGGAAGGAGCAAGUCCACUACCGAACAGGAGUACCAUACCUUCCUGGGUCAGGUAGUCAGCACGGUCCAGAACCUCACCGCUAAUGCCUCCUAUACACAUCAAGACAUAAUAAAGAAAGUGGAGUUUAAGAUGCUACAUGGUUUCAAAUCCAUAUGGCUUCAGAGACCUGACAGAUGGAAUUUCUUUGGCUCCAUGUUCUUCUGUUGCACUGUAUUCACAACAGUUGGGUAUGGGGAGAUCUUUCCAGUUACCCUGCCUGGUAAGGUGCUGUGUGUCUUGUAUGCCAUGGUGGGAAUCCCUCUCAUGCUUUUGGUCAUCCUUGAUGUGGGAGACUUCCUCGCUAUGCUGAUGUCCAGAGCCUAUGUUCACAUUCACACCCUCUGCAAAAUCAUCCGCUCCCACACCUGGUCACCAUGGAAGGCUCGGACGAGGGCAGAUGACUUGAGCCACCAGGCACUGGAGGAAGGUACCUUUGUUUUCAGCCAUGACAUCGUAGUCCGUGAACCCCUUGACAUCCGGCAAGUGUUGCACAGCCAGGCGGAUGUACGGCACAAGUCCAUCCAGCUCCAAAACAACAAAGAGAUCUUUGAGAAGAUUCUUGCCAGGGAGAAUUUACUUAGAAAGGGCCCACUUCUCAGGACUCUCUCCUGCCCCGAGUUAGACCGGCUGCCACCACCACCCAAAGGCUAUGCCAUAUGGGACUUUACAGGGUUAGGGGAUGGAAUGGAAAUGCUGGAUGUACCCUUUGUACUGAUUCUUUUCAUUGUAUUUGCUUACAUUCUGUUUGGUGGUUUGAUUCUGCCAUUGUGGGAAACUGAAUUCAAGGGCUUUGACCCCUACUACUUCUGCUUCAUCACUCUCACUACCAUCGGUUUUGGUGACAUUGUACCGAAUCAUCCUAAGUACUUCAUGCUUACUUCACUUUUCAUCAUUGUCGGCAUGGCCAUCAUGUCCAUGGCCUUCAAGCUGGGCCAAACACGAAUUGUAAGCUGCUACCGUCGAUGCAUCAAGUUCAUCAGCAGGGGAAAUGUGUUUGAGACUUUCAAAAAUGAAGAGAACGACUAA
Molecule: messenger RNA, 1407 nt
Organism: Micropterus dolomieu (smallmouth bass)
Lineage: Eukaryota; Metazoa; Chordata; Actinopteri; Centrarchiformes; Centrarchidae
Gene: kcnk18
Product: potassium channel, subfamily K, member 18
Exons: 4
Coding region: 1-1407 (468 amino acids)
Biological process (GO): stabilization of membrane potential; potassium ion transmembrane transport
Cellular component (GO): membrane
Molecular function (GO): potassium ion leak channel activity
Source: RefSeq, a predicted model, not a curated record